Molecule: messenger RNA, 624 nt
Organism: Spirometra erinaceieuropaei
Lineage: Eukaryota; Metazoa; Platyhelminthes; Cestoda; Diphyllobothriidea; Diphyllobothriidae
Source: the annotation of a GenBank genome assembly
AUGGAAGAACUUCUUCUCCGCGAUCCGCCAAACAAAUGCACUGCUCCUCUUCUCAGCGUCGACGACAGUACCCUCCUCACUGAGGAGACAAAUUCUACAACGAUGGGACGAGCACUUCCGAGACGUCCUCAACCACCCCUACACCAUAUCCGACGUUGCCAUCGCCUGUUUGUCGCAAUGUGGAGACCAACGUGGACAUCGACCUCCCGCCCCCUCUCUAGGAAACAGUCAGGGGGCGUGCAGAAGCUCUCCAGCGGGAAAGCAUCCGGAUCGGAUGCGAUCCCUGCUGAGGUCUGCAAGCAAGGCGGCCCCAAACUCAUGGAUCCUCUGACUGCGUCCUUCCAGGCGAUGUGGCGUCAGGGAGCAGUCUUGCAAGAUUUCAAAGACGCCACAAUCGUGCAUCUGUCGCACAGAGACUGGCGAACCAGUAUCUGGAGCACCAACCUACAUCCGCCGCACCCGCCCCCGUUGUCCACGCUGCGCUCGCACAUUCAUGCACCGCAUGUGCCUAUUCGGCCACAUGCGCAUCCACGAAAACCUGCGGUGGACGACCGGCGGCUGCACCACACCAUCACGUCACCCCUUCCCUUCAUCUCACCGCACAUCAACACCGCAACAAUCUAA